This is a messenger RNA of Blepharisma stoltei, 321 nucleotides long. NCBI's taxonomy places the organism in Eukaryota, Ciliophora, Heterotrichea, Heterotrichida, Blepharismidae. The record is from the annotation of a GenBank genome assembly.
AUGAAUGCGUUUUCACCUCCAGUAAUUGUAGUCUCUAAUGGAAUUGACAAAAACUCAAACGAAAAAUUCAAGCUCCCAAUUCCAAAUCGCUUAAAUAGCAAUUCCAGUUUCGAAAUCAGUCCUUUAAAUAUACAUGAUAAUGAUAACUCGCGAACAAAUGAUAUUGACGUUGAUUCACUUAACAGAACUAAUUCUACCACAUAUAUGUAUUUAAUCGGAAGGCUCUGCAGAUGCCUUGUAAGCAUAAAUGAAAGAAACAAAGUUGCUCCCAAAGGUAGGUCAAAGUACGAGAUCAGUAGUUGUAAUUUAUCUGGAGUUUAA